Blepharisma stoltei is the source of this 375-nucleotide messenger RNA. The record is from the annotation of a GenBank genome assembly. NCBI's taxonomy places the organism in Eukaryota, Ciliophora, Heterotrichea, Heterotrichida, Blepharismidae.
AUGCACAGACAUUCAAGCUUGCCCCAAUUAUUUUAUUCUAAGCCAAGUCUUGAGGAAGGACUUAAAGAUAAAAUCAAGAUAAAGCCAUCUAAAUGCAGCCAAAACACAAGGCUGAUAACUCAUAAACAGAGAACUCCGUUUGCACUAAGCCUGGGAACGAAUGAGCUUCAGGAUUUUCGAUUUGCUCCAUCGAAUUCAAAGCGAUUGCCCCCACUUUUACCUUUGCAGCAUAAGUUUAAAAGAAGAAAUUCUGAGCAAACCACCCCAACUUUUGGGAUUUUAAAGGAAAUUGCGAUUCCACUGGGUGUGAGGUUACAUCGAAGGAAUGAAAGUGCUAUCAAUUUAAGAAGACUGUUAAAGAACAGCAACUUAUAA